GAUCAACUUCUCAACACUUAGAACAUAGUGACCGCUCUAUUCACGUUACUACAUUUUCACCUGAUACUACUACAAUCUUUGAAUCUGAUAUUGAACAACAAUUUUAUCAAUCUGCUGAAAUUCCUGAAAAUAUAACUAACGUUCAAUUUCCUAUACUAACUACUGAGUCCUCUUUCUCUUCAAACA
This is a messenger RNA of Dentiscutata erythropus, 186 nucleotides long. The record is from the annotation of a GenBank genome assembly. Lineage: Eukaryota; Fungi; Glomeromycota; Glomeromycetes; Diversisporales; Gigasporaceae.